GUUGUCUUCUCCCGAGCUGCUGUCGCGCAAGGGUUAGGGCUUGGGGGGGGGGACGGGCGGGAGAGGAGGAGAAGGCCGCUGCGGAGGCAGGUGUGAGGAGGAAGGAAGCGGCGGCGAGGCGAGCACAGCAGCUAAGGCGGCGGCCCGGUUCCUGGGAGUGUCGGUGCGGCGUGGUGGUUGGGGCGGAUCCCGCGGGGCCCGGGCGGGGGAAGGAGUCACCGGCCCGGCCAUGGCGGACAGCGAGAAACUGGACAACCAACGGCUCAAAAAUUUCAAGAACAAAGGCCGCGACUUGGAGGAGUCAACUUCUCCGUUGAAAAAAACACCCCCGGCGUGAGAGGCCAUCCUGGUGAUGCUAACAGUGCCUUCCAGCGGCCUGUGUUUUACUGUGGAUAUAGUUGAUUCAAGAUGUGGCUCACGGUGUGCCCUCUUCUAGGCAGAGGAUACCCCUUAUUUCAGCUUGUUCACAAAUCUCUUUACCCCCUCCUGAGAGACCAGCAGCUGCAUUCUUACUCAUAAAGUCCAAAGGGUUAUACAAAGCUGUCAUCCUCUAGUCUACAGUAUCCUUUCCCUCCACCUGCAGGUGGUGGUAGUGGGGGAUGGGUGGGCUGUGGAAUGGCACCAUCACAUUUUUAUUAUUUUAAAAGGAUGAAAAAAAACCCUUCAUUAUCUUAGGUAACAGCUGCUCCUGAGGUUCUUAGGCUACAGAAGGUGUGCAGGUUAAACACACACACAAAUCACAGAUUUUUGAUAGAAGACUUCUUCCCUUCAGUUUUAAGAGUCUAGACCAUGAGAAGACAACGAAAUGAAGUUGUAGUUGAAUUAAGGAAGAAUAAAAGAGAUGAACAUCUUUUAAAGAGAAGAAAUGUACCACACGAAGAUAUCUGUGAAGACUCUGACAUAGAUGGUGAUUAUAGAGUGCAAAAUACCUCUCUAGAAGCUAUUGUUCAAAAUGCUUCAAGUGAUAACCAAGGAAUUCAGUUAAGUGCAGUUCAGGCUGCUAGGAAACUUUUGUCCAGUGAUCGAAAUCCACCAAUUGAUGACUUAAUAAAAUCUGGAAUAUUGCCUAUUUUAGUCCAUUGUCUUGAAAGAGAUGACAAUCCUUCUUUACAGUUUGAAGCUGCAUGGGCUUUGACAAACAUUGCAUCUGGAACCUCUGAACAGACUCAAGCAGUAGUUCAGUCCAAUGCUGUGCCACUUUUCCUGAGGCUUCUCCAUUCACCCCAUCAAAAUGUCUGUGAGCAAGCAGUGUGGGCAUUGGGAAAUAUCAUAGGUGAUGGGCCACAGUGUAGAGAUUAUGUCAUAAGUCUUGGAGUUGUGAAACCUUUACUUUCUUUCAUAAGUCCAUCUAUUCCUAUAACAUUCUUAAGAAAUGUUACUUGGGUUAUGGUCAACUUAUGUCGCCACAAAGACCCACCACCCCCAAUGGAAACCAUUCAAGAGAUUCUUCCAGCUCUUUGUGUUCUAAUUCAUCACACAGACGUAAAUAUAUUGGUAGAUACAGUCUGGGCACUCUCUUACCUUACUGAUGCUGGCAAUGAACAGAUACAGAUGGUAAUAGACUCUGGAAUAGUCCCUCAUUUGGUUCCUCUGCUCAGCCACCAGGAAGUUAAAGUUCAGACAGCAGCACUUCGAGCUGUGGGCAACAUUGUUACUGGAACUGAUGAGCAAACGCAAGUAGUUUUGAACUGUGAUGCUCUUUCACACUUUCCUGCACUUCUGACACAUCCCAAAGAGAAAAUUAAUAAAGAAGCAGUGUGGUUCCUCUCUAACAUCACCGCAGGAAAUCAGCAGCAAGUUCAGGCAGUAAUUGAUGCCAAUCUUGUACCGAUGAUAAUACACCUUUUGGAUAAGGGAGAUUUUGGCACUCAGAAGGAAGCUGCAUGGGCCAUAAGUAACUUAACAAUUAGUGGAAGAAAAGAUCAAGUGGCCUACCUAAUCCAACAAAAUGUUAUCCCACCUUUUUGCAACUUGCUGACUGUAAAAGAUGCACAAGUUGUGCAAGUAGUACUCGAUGGACUAAGUAAUAUAUUAAAAAUGGCUGAAGAUGAGGCAGAAACCAUAGCCAAUCUUAUAGAAGAAUGUGGAGGACUGGAGAAAAUUGAACAACUUCAAAAUCAUGAAAAUGAAGACAUCUACAAAUUGGCCUAUGAGAUCAUUGAUCAGUUCUUCUCUUCAGAUGAUAUUGAUGAAGAUCCUAGCCUUGUUCCAGAGGCAAUACAAGGUGGAACAUUUGGUUUCAAUUCAUCUGCCAAUGUACCAACAGAAGGGUUCCAGUUUUAGAAAGAUGUUGUGGAAGUUAGGUACAAUGCAGCACUGAGAUAUAUAUAUAUAUAUAUACAUAUAUAUAUAUACAUAUAUAUAAAAAGGUUUGAUCCAUCAAGCUUGGCUCAUGGGAUCUGCUGCUGCAUUAAAUCGGGAAAGAAAAUGUGAAGAUUUCAUUGGGAAUCACAGAAAAUGCCCAAAUGAAGUCAAGAUGGCGAGUGGGUGCGAGUGAGAAUGAGUGGCAAAAUGUAACGAAAACUUUACACGAAUGCUUAUUUAGGUUGUUCAAAGUCAAAAGGGCUACAGGUCACAGAUCUUCAGUGCCUGAGAAGGAAAUUGACUUACUCUAUAUCAAUUGAGGGGAAAGUGCAGUACUGUCAUCUUCAAGCCUUGUAAGCAUAAAAGAGAAUAGGAUGCCCAUAUAAGUCAAAGGAAAAUGAGCCCAGGCCUUGCUAUGAAGCAGUGUGUGAAUGGACAAUGUUGAAUGAAUGUCUGGCUCAGUGAUACAGAGCCAGGUUCAUCUUUCAAAUCUAGGGCUCUUCAUUCAUGAAGCAGACUCCUAGUCCUGGAGUGACUGUGUACGAGAGUGUGGUUGUGGUGCUGUAUGUGAACGCAUGCAAGCUUGAUUCGCCUUCAGGGGGCUGAUAACAAACCUAGUAAAUCAUCAAAGUGAGAUCAUAAUAAGUGUUACUGUACACUGGACAUGAAAACAAAGACCAGUUCAGCAGCAGACAUUGGUGUACUCUGCAGCCUGUGUUUUCUAUUUCCCUUCCCUUUUCCCACCCCCCUCCUUUUUUUUUUUUUUGUUUUGUUUUGUUUUUUGUUUUUUUGUUUUGUUUUAGUUUUUGUUUUGUUUUUUGGGUUUUUGUUUUUUGUUUUUAGUUUUUAUUUACAUUACUAGUAUGGCUUUUUAGUUGCUUCUCAAGUCAGAAAACUUUCAGGAAGGUUUCCCUGUGCAUUUGCACCAGAUGAAUGUUUGAUGCUAUGAAAAGCUUUCCAUAUCAUCAAAACUAAUUUGUGUAGAUUUUUGCAUGAAAAAAAAUCAUAAAUUUCCCUCAAAAUAGACUGUGUUGCAGUACACAAGUUGCCAUAAUAGUAUAAACCAGUAAAAUGUGCUUUAAAAAGCCAUCCUUUUCAUUUUCAGAGAUAACAUAAAAAUCUUUGCAUGAGGUAAAUCUACAGCAUAGUUCAUUUUUAGAUUUUGUUGAGUCCUGUAAAGAAGAAGAAGAAAAAAGUUUCAGUUGUGGUAGAAUACCGUGCUGUGUUUAAAUGUUACUUGUUUUCAAACUUUGUUUUCUAUGAAAAUGAUAUGGAAACUUCUAAAAUGGAAUUUGGUGCAUAUGUACUGCUGAAUAAAGACCGAUGAAGAGGUUUGAGUAGAUGUACAAAUCAAGUAAUGGUUUGAACACCUUUAAUAAUAUGCCUAAUCUGUUCAAUUGUUUUAGAAUCUUUUUAUCUUAGAUGUAGGCAGCCAUGAACAAUCUAUUUUGAGCCACUUUAGGGAGAAAACUUUGUAUUUUUAAAACUUGCAUAAAAGUUAUGCAAGUGGUUUUUAUAAAUUGGAAUAAUACCUCAGUUUUGAGGUUAUGCACACUAAAUUAAAUGUGACAUAAAUUAAUUUGUACAAAAAGAACUCUUUAUAAGGUGGCUCAUUGUAGGAAAUCCUGUGCCUUCCCCUUUGAGCACAAGUGUUGCAUGAACAACAGUUUGCUAUAAGAAACAUACCAGAUUAGCCACCAUUAGCAUCUAUAUCUACUUUGUGUUUAAAAAUCAACUGGUAAUUCUGAAACACUGUAGAAUGGAUAAAAAUUAUUUUGUGAUCAUAACUCUUUGUUGAACUAGAGUAUUUUUGCAGCAUUCCUUGUCAUCAGAAACAUGGUUAAAGUUUAAAACUAGAAGCAGCAGAAAACUAGCUUGUAAAAUUUAUCCAAGUAGAGUGCAGGCUAGGCUGUCUUGGGGAAAUAAACAUUAAAACUUAAAGCAAUGUUUUACAUGGGA
Sus scrofa (pig) is the source of this 4263-nucleotide messenger RNA. It is a transcript of the gene KPNA4, whose product is annotated as karyopherin subunit alpha 4. Gene Ontology annotation, molecular function: nuclear import signal receptor activity; protein binding. The record is from RefSeq and is a predicted model, not a curated record. Gene Ontology annotation, cellular component: cytoplasm. Gene Ontology annotation, biological process: protein import into nucleus. Lineage: Eukaryota; Metazoa; Chordata; Mammalia; Artiodactyla; Suidae.